AAUAAUCACAUUGUCCUCGUCGUCGUCCUAUCUUCUCACCCCCUCCUCAUUCCCCAGCGAGCAACCCUAAUCCGUGACCGUGGACUCGCCGCAAGGUCCAUCGCGCGGAUAGAUCGGGGAUUCAGUCGAGGCUACGCGGGAAUUGGUCGCGCUCGGGAUCUCAGCCCCCCGAACUUGAAAUCUUGCUAUUGCUGUCGUGGUUCAGGUGAUGAGAUCUUGGGGUGCGCGCCUCGCUCGGUCCUAAGAUGCUGGCGGGCUACGGCGGUGGUGGCCGCGGCGUCCAUUUCUCCUCCCACAAGGACCUCCUCCUCGCCCGCGGCAGCCGGAGCUUCCUCUUCGGCAACACGUGGUUUCUCCUCUCCACCUACCCGGCGCGCCUCCUGCACACCACGGACCGCCGCGCGCCUGCCGCUUUCUUUGCCGCCAUCAACCGGGCCCCCGGCGUGCGGUCUCACUGCGCAGGGCAGGGCCUCCUCCAGAGGGGCGGCAUUGUCAUGGCUGCCUGCGGAUAUGCUCUUCGGCGAGCUGAGCUGGGUGCUGCAAAGCGCCAGCAGCCGGAUAAGGAUCCAUCUGCAGGGACACGCGCCUCGCGUAUUGCAGCCGUGGGAUCACUGGGCAGUGCUGCCCGGCCAGACGUCUCUUUUAGGUACAGAGGGGUGGAGUCUUGUAAGAAGAUUGGUGUAAGCUUGAAGUGCCGUGAGCCAUGGGGGAAUAGGGCAUUCUGGACAAACGCCGCUGGGCCGGGUUGGAAGUUGAGCUUUGCAGUUGAGCCAUGGACUAAGGACUUUAGCACGUCGUGUGCAGCGCCAUAUUCUGCUGGAGCCACAGAGCAUCAAUUGUCGCUGGAUGAGAAGAUGGAUAACUCCUCCGUUGCAUCUGAUGGGAAGUCACCAGUUUCUGAAAAAUUGAAGUUGCUAUCUGGUUCAUGUUACUUGCCUCACCCUGCUAAGGAGGCAACUGGUGGUGAGGAUGCACAUUUCAUUAGCAUUGAUGAGCAUGUGAUUGGCGUAGCAGAUGGUGUUGGUGGUUGGGCAGAUCUCGGUGUCGAUGCUGGAUUAUAUGCUAAGGAGCUAAUGAGAAAUUCAUUGAGUGCUAUAAAAGAUGAGCCAGAAGGGACGAUUGAUCCAACCAGAGUUUUGGAAAAGGCUUAUAUGAGCACCAAAGCAAGGGGAUCAUCUACCGCGUGUAUCAUCACUCUUAAAGAUCAGGGUAUCCAUGCUGUAAAUCUUGGGGAUAGUGGCUUCGUAGUAGUCCGAGAUGGCCGCACUGUUCUCAGGUCACCCUCACAGCAGCAUGAUUUCAAUUUUACUUAUCAGCUUGAGAGUGGAGGUGGCAGUGAUCUUCCUAGUUCCGCACAAGUAUUUCACUUUCCGGUUGCCCCGGGUGAUGUUAUUGUUGCUGGCACGGAUGGACUUUUUGACAAUUUAUACAACAAUGAGAUAAGUGGUGUUAUUGUUGAAGCACUCAGGGUUGGACUUGAGCCUCAGAUUGCAGCACAAAAAAUUGCUGCCCUGGCUCGACAACGAGCUACAGACAAAAAUAGGCAGUCACCAUUCGCAUCAGCUGCUCAAGAAGCUGGGUACCGGUACUAUGGUGGGAAGCUUGAUGACAUAACAGUUGUGGUGUCAUAUGUGAAGAGUGCCUGAGCCCCAUGAUCCGAGUCUUUCUUUUAUUAGAAUGUACAUAAAUCUUUGUCCUGAACUGGCGCAUGUAUGCACCGGGGCAUAGAAGUGUAUUCUCAAGGUGUGAAAUCCCCUGAUCCUAGAAGCACUUGUGCUAUGUUUAGUAUGGUUGCCCUUUAGCCCUGGAAUAUGUUAGCAAACCAUUACACCAUUUACUUGUUUGCCACUGUGAGAAAUCUUUUUUUUAUAACUCCCUGAAACCAGGGCGUCGUUUCCCUGGAACCAAAUUUUGUUGUAAACAGUAUCGAUUGUCCAAUGAUAGUUAUAGAAGAAUUGGACUAAAUGGUGAAUCGGUGAUGCUAUUUGAAAGGCUUCUCUU
Molecule: messenger RNA, 2001 nt
Organism: Sorghum bicolor (sorghum)
Lineage: Eukaryota; Viridiplantae; Streptophyta; Magnoliopsida; Poales; Poaceae
Product: probable protein phosphatase 2C 55
Exons: 5
Coding region: 246-1646 (466 amino acids)
Source: RefSeq, a predicted model, not a curated record